AUGGCAGAACUCACACUGGAGAGAAACCCUAUAAAUGUGAAGAGUGCGGCAAGGGCUUUGGUUAAUCUUCGUGUUCAUCAGAGGGUCCACAGGGGUGAGAAACCCUGUAUCUGUGAGGAGUGCGGGAAGGGCUUCACUCAGGCCGCCCACUAUCACAUCCAUCAGAGGGUCCACACUGGGGAGAAACCUUAUAAGUGUGAUGUCUGUGGGAAAGGCUUUACUCGAAAUACAGAUCUUCACAUCCAUUUUCGGGUUCACACAGGAGAGAAACCCUACAGAUGUAAGGAGUGUGGGAAGGGCUUCAGCCAGGCUUCCAAUCUUCAAGUCCAUCAGAACGUCCACACGGGGGAGAAACGAUUCAAAUGUGAAACUUGUGGGAAGGGCUUCAGUCAGUCUUCAAAGCUGCAAACCCAUCAGAGAGUCCACACUGGGGAGAAACCCUACAAAUGUGAUGUGUGUGGAAAGGGCUUCAGUUACAGUUCCAACCUUAAACUGCACCAAGUAAUUCACACGGGAGAGAAGCCAUACAAGUGUGAGGAGUGUGGGAGGGGCUUUAGUUGGAGAUCAAAUCUUCACGCUCAUCAGCGAGUCCACUCAGGAGAGAAGCCUUACAAAUGUGAGGAGUGUGGGAAAGGCUUUGGCAGGAGCUUGAAUCUUCGCCGUCAUCAGAGGGUGCACACGGGAGAGAAGCCCCAUAAGUGUGAGGAGUGUGGUAAGUCCUUUAGUCUCCCCUCAAAUCUUAGAGUCCAUCUGAGUGUUCACCUUAGGGAGAAACUAUUUACAUGUGAGGAGUGUGGGAAGGGCUUCAGUCAGAGUUCACGUCUUCAGGCCCAUCUGAGAGUCCACACUGGAGAGAAACCGUACACGUGUGACGUAUGCGGGAAGGACUUCAGUCACCGCUCACGUCUCACGCACCAUCAGAAAGUCCACUCUGGCAAGAAUCGUUAAGAAUGAGAAAUGUGUU
This is a messenger RNA of Myotis lucifugus (little brown bat), 964 nucleotides long. Its product is annotated as zinc finger protein 227-like. The transcript has 2 exons. Bases 1 to 948 code for a protein of 315 amino acids. Lineage: Eukaryota; Metazoa; Chordata; Mammalia; Chiroptera; Vespertilionidae. The record is from RefSeq and is a predicted model, not a curated record.